This is a messenger RNA of Phalacrocorax carbo (great cormorant), 1793 nucleotides long. Lineage: Eukaryota; Metazoa; Chordata; Aves; Suliformes; Phalacrocoracidae. The record is from RefSeq and is a predicted model, not a curated record.
CGCGGCCCCGCCCCGUCAGUCGGUGCGUGGCCGCCGGGCCGGACGGACGCGCUACCGCGGGGCUCCGCGAUCGCUGCCAUGGCCGACCCUGCCACACAGUCCCCUUUCGUCUCCUCAUCCUCCUCCUCUUCCUCCUCCUUCUCCUCCGGGCAGCCCCAGGUCGGAGGCUGCGGGGGCGCUGGCUCCGCCUCCUGCGCCGAUCCCCCCGCUUCUUCCUCUUCCUCCCAGCCUGUCUCUCUCUUUGCGGCUUCACCAGCGGGUGCUGAAGCGGCACUGGGGGGACAAGGAGGUCGGGGAACCUUCCUCCCCGCCCCCCACCUCGCCGCCGCCUCCUCCUCCUCUUCCUCGGGAGCCCCCCCUCAAAAAGAACCGGAUUCCCCCGAAUCACCAUUCGAGGUCGUACCGGAUCGCGCCGCUUUCGACCGAGAAUACGGCACCGCGCUGCUGGGAGAGCGCGAGGUGCUGAGUCAAAUCCCCGAGGAUCGCGUCUGCGACUUCCCGGCAAAACCCCGCGCCGGCAGCGCCGGCGUCACGGCGAAGAUCCCCGCCGGAUUGUGCCGACAAACAUCCGGCACCGCCGCGGCGUUGGAAGAGGUGUCCAAGUGCGUCCGGGAGAUGCAUAGUUUCACCAACGAGUUGCUCAGCUGGGAUUUGGUGGAGCGUAACGGCAUCGGUAACGGCCUCACCGGCGGUAACGGCCUCACCGGUAACGGCCUCACCAGUAACGGCGUCACCGGGAACACCGGCGCCGAAGCCGACAGCUCGGGUGACUCCGACGACACCGUCAUCGAGGAAACGCCGGUUGAGGACGUCACCGUCCCCCGGCACCACGUGACCGCCGGCGGCACCGGCAUCACCGUCGUGCCGCCGCCCCCCCUCCUCCCCGAACCGUCCCCCGGUGCCGCCGCCCGGGAUUGGGAGGAGGAGCGGAUGACCCUGCGGGCGCUGCGGGAAUUGGGGGAGCCCCCCCGAGGUACCCCAAAUCCCCCCGGGGUCCCGGCUGAACCCCCCGCAGGGACCCAGCUCCUCCCCCGCCUGGCAGCCCACGACCUCCUCUUCUGGCGGGACGUGAGGAAGACGGGGGUCGUCUUCGGCGUCAGCUUCAUCCUCCUCCUCUCCCUGGCCACCCUCAGCGCCGUCAGCGUGGUCGCCCACCUCGCCCUGGCCCUGCUCUCCGUCACCAUCAGCCUCCGCGUCUACAAAGCCGUCAUCCAGGCCGUCCAGAAGUCGGAAGAGGGGCACCCCUUUCGGGCUUACCUGGAGCAGGACGUGACCUUGUCCCCCGAGACCUUCCAGGCUCAUGCCGCCGCCGUCGCCCUCCACCUCAACCAGGCGCUGCGGUUCCUCCUCCGCCUCUUCUUGGUGGAAGAUCUGGUGGAUUCCCUGAAGCUGGCCUUGGCGAUGUGGCUGCUGACCUACGUGGGAGCCGUCUUCAACGGCAUCACCCUCCUCAUCCUCGCCGAGCUGUUGGCCUUCACCCUACCGCCCCUCUACGAGAAGUACAAGGUGCAGAUCAACCACUAUGUGGGUAUCGCCCGUCGCCAGACCAAGGACAUUGUGGCCAAGAUCCAGGCGAAGCUCCCAGGCCUGGCCAAGAAGAAGCCGGAAUAAAACCCCGGGGGUGGCGGGGAAAUAUCGGGGUGCCCGGCUGGUGCCCCCACCCCCAAAGCUCGUCUGCCCCACCCCAAGUUCAUCACACCCCCCCCCAAACUCAUCCCCCCCCCCCCCAAAAGCUCGUACACCCCUCCCAUAUCUCACAGUGGCGUCUGUCUGUCCUUCCACACCCCCCCCCC